UCUCCUAUGACAUUUGUGCUCAUUAACUUCUGAGCACCUUAAAACUGGUGGCUGCUGCUUGGAGCCAGAGCUAUAGAGAUUGGAGGAAAGCUUCCUAUUUAUCUCAGGCUGUAUGGUUUUUGUUUGUUGGCUGCUGGAGUUAGUCUCGAUAGUACAGAAUGGAUGCAAUACUGAACUCUAGGAUGGAGGAUAUUGAAGAUUACUAUGAGUUACUGGGAUGCGAUGAGCUUUCUACGGUUGACCAAAUCCUGGCAGAAUUUAAAAUCAGAGCUCUUGAAUGUCAUCCUGAUAAGAAUCCUGAAAACCCCCAAGCAGUGGAAAAUUUCCAGAGGCUCCAGAAGGCCAAGGAUAUUCUGACCAAUGAGGAGAGUCGGGAUCGCUAUGACUACUGGCGGAGAAGCAGGAUUCCCAUCCCUUUCCACCAGUGGGAAGCUCUGAGUAACUCAGUCAAAACAUCUAUGCACUGGGCUGUCAGAAGUAAGAAGGAAAAGAUGCUGGAAGAACCUGACUCAGCUGACAUCAACACAGAGGAGGAAGGAAGACAGCCAGAAAUGGCCAAGAAAGGACUGAGCUCCUCUACAGAGAGAAAGGAGGAAGGAGAGCCUAGGACCAUGGACAAGUCCACGCAAAGCCCAGACUCCUCAAGCUUUCCAUGUGGCAACCCCUGGCACCUGCGUUUUCGCUGGUCAGGAGACGCCCCUUCGGAGCUCCUGCGGAAAUUCAGAAACUAUGAGAUAUAAAUCUCGUCGUCAAUGGAGAGAGAAGCGGAAACAGGGCAGGCGGCCGCCAUCUCCUCGAUUUGCCCCAUUUGGUCCUUCGGUCCCGUCCCUAACAAAGAAGUCUUUGUCCUUUGUGCUUAUGUAGAGAAGAGGAUUAGCUCUCACCCUGAGCAUCAUGCUCAGCUCAUGAAGUCAUCCCCACGAUGUCUGUGCUGAGGGGAAAAUCGGGAAGAGGAUGAGUCCCACUUCCCUGCAGGAUUCACAAAGCCUGAGAUAUCUUGUACUAAGAGAAAGCAUGGCCUUAUGGGUAGAAGGCCAGUCUUGAUUGGGAAGAACUAGAUUCAAAUCUUGCCUCUGCCCCAUCUGGGCUGCAUCAUCCUGGGAAAGUCUCAUUCCCUCUCUGAGUCCCCAUGUGACUCUCUUAGAUUAUAAGUUAUAGAAGAGUUGCUAGUGUCCAUCUGGGGAGGAAGUUUCCAUGUUGCAAAGUCCCCACCCUGAUAAAAUCACAGGUCUAGAUGAAAAAAAAAAAGAAAAGAAAAUUCCAGUGGCUUAUAUUUGUUCUCCUGUGAGUUUUAUUUAUAGUUAUACUUUAUUAUUGCCGGUGUAUCCUUGGUGCUUAGUAUGUUGCCUUGUAUACAGCAGGAAUUAAUAAAUGUUUGUUGAAUGGUG
Messenger RNA from Antechinus flavipes (yellow-footed antechinus), 1388 nucleotides. It is a transcript of the gene DNAJC12, whose product is annotated as DnaJ heat shock protein family (Hsp40) member C12. Gene Ontology annotation, cellular component: cytoplasm. The transcript has 5 exons. The record is from RefSeq and is a predicted model, not a curated record. NCBI's taxonomy places the organism in Eukaryota, Metazoa, Chordata, Mammalia, Dasyuromorphia, Dasyuridae. Bases 159 to 740 code for a protein of 193 amino acids.